Electrophorus electricus (electric eel) is the source of this 1503-nucleotide messenger RNA. Its product is annotated as 2-oxoglutarate dehydrogenase-like, mitochondrial. Gene Ontology annotation, molecular function: thiamine pyrophosphate binding; oxoglutarate dehydrogenase (succinyl-transferring) activity. The record is from RefSeq and is a predicted model, not a curated record. Gene Ontology annotation, biological process: tricarboxylic acid cycle. Lineage: Eukaryota; Metazoa; Chordata; Actinopteri; Gymnotiformes; Gymnotidae. Gene Ontology annotation, cellular component: oxoglutarate dehydrogenase complex; mitochondrion.
AUGAAAUUAUUCACAGGCUUGAGGUUUGAGGCUCCAGGCAUGAAGUUUACUGAGAGGACGAGGACACUGCUGGCAGGGCUGGUGCACUCAACACACUUUGAAGACUUCCUGGCAUGCAAAUGGUAUUGAGAGAAAUGCUUUGGUUUAGAGAGCUGUGAGGUUCUUAUCCCUGUAGCGAAGAUGAUUAUCGACAAGUCUAGUGAAGCCGGCACAAAGAGUGUAAUCAUGGGCAUGCCCCACAGGGGUCGAAUGAAAGUCCUGACCAAUGUUGUUUGGAAAGAUCUCGAUCAGAUUUUCUGCCAGUUUGAUCCUAAGCUUGAGGCUGCAGACAAGGGCUCUGGAAAUGUGAAGCAUCACCUGGGUAUGUACCAUGAGUGGCUCAACAGGAAGAUGGAUAAGAACAUGGCUAACCCCUCUUACCUGGAGGCAGUGUACCUGGCGGUACAGGGCAAAAGUAAAGCAAAACAGUUCUACAGAGGAGACCUCACAGGAAAUAAGACACACAAUCUUUUUGGUGAUGUUGAUGCAGUGUUUGCUGGUCAGGGAAUUGUGUAUGAAACAGUCCACCUCAGUGAGCUCCCCUUGUACACCUCAACACUUUUAGUGAAUGCUAUUUUGAGAAAUGUGAUUGGCUUCACCACUGAUCUGCAUGCUCAUCGCUCUCCCUACCCCACAUUCGUGGCUCCAGUGGUCAAUGCGCCCAUCUUCCACGGUAUUGCGGAUGACCCUGAAGCUGUGAUGCAUGUCUGCAGAGUGGUUGCUGAAUUGAGGAACACAUUUAACAAGGAUGUGGCCAUAAACCAGAUGAGCACAGUCAAGUCACAAUUUCAAAUGUCUUCCAGUGCCAUAAAGGUUGAGGUGAUGUCAAAGAAGGGGGAGAAUCAUACAGAGAUGGACAAGGAUGAGAAAGGGUGCGAGGACAUGCACUCCGACAGCAGGUCUGCAGAAGAGGAGCAGUGUGAGAGGCCCUGGGUGGAGGGAGAAGAGUCAGAAAGGAGGUGUUUAAUGCUUCCAGGUGGAGUAGACUCUCAGAGAAGCCUCACAGGAGAGGAGGAGCACUACAGUGGGAGCUUUUGGACUGGAGAACACGGAGAAGAACCUGCGGAGCAGAGAGCGGCAUCGGCGGGACGUGCGGUGGACAGAGCGCACGGACGUCCAGCCCGGGAUAGCUCCUUGGGGGACAGCGGUGAUCUCGUGCAAUGGUGUGUGGGUGAGGAGGUGGCAUGUGCCUUUGAGGCAUGCAUAGAGGAGGUCGGGCACCUGCAGCGGCAGCAGGAGGAGCUUGUGCAGGAGCUGCUGGCAGAGGAGGAGGUCCUGCCACAGGCAGGCGGAGCCCUGCGUCCACUGCUGGAGCGAGCGCAUGGCGACCUGGCCCACACCCACCUGCACAAGCACCGGCUGCAGGAGGAAGUGGUGCAAGUCAAGAAACAACUGUUUGCCACCAUCAGGGAGUGCGUGCAGAACCAGCAGCGCAGCAGUACGAGGUGGCCCAGCUCGCUCUAG